UAAAAUGGGUGAAAUUGCCAUAAAACGGAUUGCCAUAUACAAUAGUGAAAAACGCCAUUACUGCAACGAAAGAUUUCGGCCAAUGUCCAAUCUUAACUAAUCGUAUUUUUAUAACAGGAAUGGAAAAGAGAAACAAACAGAUGGAAAACAACAAUGCACUACAACUGGCUGGUUUCUUAACGCUCAAACAGAAAAUUAUUGGAACUGAUAAACUCAUUCGAGAAUACCAGGCCUCCCAAAUUGAACGGGAAAUACUCACUAGGAAAAAUGAAGAGCUUGUUCACCUAAUAGAUAAGCUUCAACGGGAUUUGAGUAUGUGUAAUCAGGAGUAUUCACAGCUUUGUGCCAAUACUGAGCUUUUAAAAAAGGGAAGUUCUGAAUAUGAAGUCGAAGUCAAACAACUGUGUGAUUAAGCUCAAAAAUGGAAGUGUCAAGCAGAAGCAACACAAAAUUUUACCUCCCAGCUUGUUGAAAAAGUCAAAAUUCUGGAGAAGUAUGAAGAGGAGGCAAAGUAAAGUGCCACGGUAUCCAGAGAUCAUGAAAAAAUAGAAGGCAAACUACAAGUCUUAAAAGGUAAUUUCUCUUCCGUUAUGAGGGCUCAAGCGAUGGCACAACUUAUCGAACCCAUCGUCCCGCUGGGUAGGGAGAACAGGCCCGGUUUUCCGCCCAUCAAAUCAAAUGAAAGACAGCGAGAUAGUGAUUCAAUGUUCAACCAAAAUCGACUCGCGUUAGGCUUAGGGAGAGGAGCUAAAAUUUUUCAGCCUACAAUUGCGCCGUGCCCCGAUGCCCUCUUGUCUGCAACAAUCAAGUCCAAAGCUGUGGAUAGGGUAGUUGCCCCAUCAAAGCACAUUUUUAAAGAACCUCAUGUUCCCAGCGAGUCUGCUCCUACGAACGCUAUACUCACAGGCAACUAUCCAGCUCAAGAGAAAAUUCCUAUCAGAAAAAGAGUCUCUCACGCCUUCAAAAGGGGGAUGGAAUCCGAUCCUGUCGUCGCCACAGUUUCGUCAUCUUCCAAACGAGGACGAAUUCUACACGAAGGGCUACCAACAAUUUCAUCACGAACUACUCCAUCGGCUGCCACCGAAACCCAAUUUGAAGAAAAUUCUGCUGACGCAAGAACAAGGCAAAAGACCAAAAGUAUCAUAGCAAUUAAGCCGCAAGAAAUAGUGAAAUUGGGUGUAAAAACUCGAAUGCCAUCGGAGAAUGAGGAAUUACAGCAAAAAAUAAUACAACCAAAACAUUUUAGGCACAGUAAAGAAACAGUAAUAAAGGGACCUACUAGUGAAACUGACACCGACGCAGAAAACGGGCUACCGAUGGAGGUACACGCGAGUGGGCCUAGUCAAACCUUUUUCCCAGAAAGGGAGAUGACAAUUACAAUUCCAAGUGUUGCGGAAAACUCUGGAGUGAUGAUCGUAGAAGGAAGAUCCCUGUCGCCUGUCGCUGAAAAAAGUCCUCGGUCAUCUGACGCUGAAGGAAGUCAUGUACCACCUGAAGUAGAAGAAAGGCACCGGCCGCCUGACCCAGAGGAAAGUCCUCGGUCGCCUGAUGUAGAAGAAAGUCACCGCUCGCCUGAUGUAGAAGAAAGUCCCCAUUCACCUGAUGUAGAAGAAAGUCCCCAUUCACCUGAUGUAGAAGAAAGUCCCAACUCGCCUGAUGUAGAAGAAAGUCCCAACUCGCCUGAUGUAGAAGAAAGUCCCAACUCGCCUGAUGUAGAAGUAAACCAGAAAACAAGCGUUGUUGAAGAUGGUUCCAAAUCUCUAGAAGAUCAGCCAUUGCAAUCGUUCGACAAAGAUGGAAGAUUGAUUGGAAUCGAUUGUGGAAAUUCCUCUGGCUAGUUCUGCUGAGCUCGAAGAACACCAAUCAACUGCUUUUGAACUUGUUUUCAAAGAACUGCUCCAAGAAAAUCCUGCGGUCAACCAAAAAUCCGGCAAAUUGAAAAAAGAUAUCAAUCUGUGUGUCAACAGGGUUUUUAAGAAUCCUGAUGUUACUGAAGAAUCGUGGAAUAGUCUAAUCGACAGGGCCAUGCGGCUCGAUUCGAAAAGUCAUCCUUCCAUUUUGAUUCGGAAGCUAGUAGCGACGGUUAUAAAAGAUUGGGACAGCCCAGUCGAUUUAUCCAAAAAUCCAAGAACACCGCCUGCUCCGCCGAUGGCAGCUGUACACCAGCGAUGUGUUAUGAUACUUAAAGAAUUGGAUGAAGCGAAUUCAAAGUUGACUGUAGAGCCAAGUGAAAACCUCCACAUGUAUAGCAACUUGUUUCUUAGCGAAUGCAGUGCCGUUAUGUUUCAGCAAGAUUCUAGUCUGACGUUGGAAGAAAUGUGUUCUGUAGCACGCGGUUAUACGGCUGUCUGUCGAUCUCGAAGCACUUUAGCUAGAGCUAGAACAUUUUUAUUUGAUUGCAUUUAUUUCCUGCCACCGCGUUCGUAUGCUUUGACGUACACCGUCUUGUCCGUCUGGGCAGAUGUUCUUCGUCAUAUCUCAUUUCCGUUGGGUCCUUCUUGUAUUGAUCAAACCAUUGCUUACCUUCUGCUACACAACUGUAAAGUAAAAGCUGUUCCAGGAAUUGCCGGUAAGGUGUUGCAAGCGCGUUCAUUCCUGCAAAACACUUACGGUUACAAAACCGUGACUUCUAGGACCAUUGAUGAUUUGACAAGCUACCUCAUAACGCUUCAAAGAGACCAACUCUACAGACGAAGCGUCGAGUUUGAGUUGGAGUUUUGCAUUGCUUACCCGGUGGGAGGGAAUUGAUUUUACUAUUCAAUUAAUCGAAAAGCAACUCUGGCCUUUUCUUCAACGCUGGAGUUCUGGGGAGGGCACGAAUUCUGGUGCUGCCGCAGUAAUCGUUGCCAUAGGUAUACUAGGAAAAACGGUACCCUCUAGCAAACGGGCCGGAGUUCAAAGGAUUCUCAAUGCAAUGAAAGUUCUACUUCAAUCCGAUGAUGUCCUUCCUUCUAUUCACGAGGCCGCCAUUGAAGCUGUUGUUCUCAUUGGCGAAGAAGAAGAUCCUAAGUCGGUAAUCGAAAUCAUGAAAGCAUGGAAACUUGUGAAUACCAACUUAAGCCAAUAUUUACGACAGGUGCUUAAGGCCUUUUUGAGACGUCAUUCAAAUCUCUGUGUUACCUUGUCAUUUGAAGGGUAAAUGACUAACUUGGAAACAGAGUUAGAAGCAACCAAACCAAUUCAUCGGUUACGGUUAUACAACAGUUCCUGGUCGUACUCAACACCGUAGAUAAUGUGUUGGCUCGUGAUUUAAUGUUUCCGUCCCACAUUGAAUGCUCUUAUGUAAUUCUUGAUGCUCAUUUCACAGAAAUGUAUCUGGUAAAAUUAUCAAUUAAAUCAGUUUUCCUGCUUAAUGUGUAACCAUUUUUAAGCACUGGCAUUUCAUGCUACUUUACCCAUGUAACGGUGUGAUUCUCAUGAAGGUCCAGAGCAGAAGCUUGAAACAGACCGGCCAGUCCUAUUGUGUCAAAUGAUGAUCCCGUGCGAAAGAGACACAUUUGAAAGUGAAGCUCAUGUACGUGAACAAGAUGAAAAAUACGUUUUAAUUUUUUUCAAAAAGUGGGAAAGAUAUAGCCUUUCCAUUUUUUCAUUCUUCGUAAAAAUCUAUAUCUAGGAAAGUUACAAAAUAUUGACUCGUAUUCAAAAGGCUAUGACGACGGACGAUUUUGUUUUGACGUAGGAUUU
Messenger RNA from Daphnia carinata, 3684 nucleotides. Its product is annotated as histone-lysine N-methyltransferase 2D-like. NCBI's taxonomy places the organism in Eukaryota, Metazoa, Arthropoda, Branchiopoda, Diplostraca, Daphniidae. Bases 591 to 1838 code for a protein of 415 amino acids. The record is from RefSeq and is a predicted model, not a curated record. The transcript has 10 exons.